Molecule: messenger RNA, 1759 nt
Organism: Quercus lobata
Lineage: Eukaryota; Viridiplantae; Streptophyta; Magnoliopsida; Fagales; Fagaceae
Product: beta-glucosidase 12-like
Exons: 13
Coding region: 44-1573 (509 amino acids)
Biological process (GO): carbohydrate metabolic process
Molecular function (GO): beta-glucosidase activity
Source: RefSeq, a predicted model, not a curated record
AAAAGGCCGUAAGGUGGUACCUAGAAUAACCAAGAUAUCAGUUAUGGAGUUUCAAGGCUAUAAACUCUUAGGCUUCCUACUUCUGCUUGGCUCUUUGAGUCAUAGCAUCGCUGUUGCACCAAGAAAUGUCACUGCUUCACUCAACCGGAACAGUUUUCCAGCCGGUUUCAUUUUUGGGACAGCAUCGGCUUCUUACCAGUUUGAAGGUGCAGCAAAGGAAGGAGGUAAAGGACCAAGUAUAUGGGAUACUUUCACCCAUAAAUAUCCAGAUAAGAUAGCAGAUGGAAGUAAUGGAGAUGUAGCUGUGGAUCAAUAUCAUCGCUACAAGGAAGACAUAGGGUUUAUGAAGGAGAUGAAUUUAGAUGCAUACAGGUUCUCAAUCUCAUGGCCCCGAAUUUUACCGAAAGGAAAACUUAGUGGCGGUGUAAAUAGAGAAGGAAUCAAGUACUACAACAACCUCAUCAAUGAGCUUCUAGGAAAAGGUUUAAAGCCCUUUGUGACAAUUUUCCACUGGGAUCUUCCCCAAGCCUUAGAAGAUGAGUACGGUGGUUUCUUAAGUCCCCACAUUGUGGAUGAUUUUCGGGACUAUGCGGAAUUUUGCUUCAAGGAAUUUGGUGAUCGGGUAGAGCACUGGAUCACACUAAAUGAGCCAUAUACCUUCAGCGAUGGUGGUUAUGUAACAGGGCAGUUAGCACCUGGUCGAUGUUCUGCUUGGCAAAAUCUAAAUUGCACUGGGGGGAAUUCAGGAUCAGAGCCAUAUUUGGUGACACACCACCAGCUGCUUGCUCAUGCAGCCGCGGUUAAAGUGUACAAGCAAAAAUAUCAGGCAGCACAGAAAGGUGUUAUAGGGAUAACACUAGUAAGUCCCUGGAUGGUGCCAUACUCUAAUGCGAACGGCAACCAGAAUGCGGCACAACGUGCCCUUGAUUUCAUGCUGGGAUGGUUUUUGGACCCAUUGGCAAAUGGUGACUAUCCACAUAGCAUGCGAUCUCUCGUUAAAGACCGAUUACCCAAGUUCACCAAAGAGCAAUCCAAGCUAGUAAAAGGAUCAUUUGAUUUUAUAGGAUUAAAUUACUAUACUGCUUAUUAUGCAGCUUAUGCACCUCAACCUAAUGGUGUAAAAGCAAGUUACGCGACAGAUUCUAGUGCUAAUCUUACUGCUUCGCGUAAUGGGAUCCUCAUUGGUGCUCCGGCUGCUUCAAGUUGGCUCUAUGUGUAUCCUAGAGGAAUUCGAGAUCUUUUGCUCUACACAAAGAGGAAGUACAAUAAUCCACUAAUUUACAUCACCGAGAAUGGAGUUGAUGAGUUCAAUAAUGCCACUUUGUCGCUUGAGGAAGCCCUUGUUGACAACCAAAGAAUUGAGUAUUACCAUAGCCAUCUUUGGUACCUUCUUAGGGCUAUCAAGGAUGGCGUUAAUGUAAAGGGAUACUUUGCCUGGUCAUUGCUAGACAGCUUUGAGUGGAGUUCAGGUUACACCAUUCGAUUUGGAAUCAACUAUGUAGACUACAAAAAUGGGUUGAAAAGACACCCAAAACAUUCAGCCCAUUGGUUCAAGAAUUUUCUCAAAAAGUAGACACGGACUAUGCUUGUAUUAUGAACUAAUAGUUUCUUCUCCAAAUAAUAAACUGAAAAUAAUUUCUUGUCCAUUUGUAUGGACUUUGAAUUAUGGAAUCGGUAUCUAUGUACGUGUCUCAAAUUAUUGUUAAAUAAUGACUUAAUAAGAGGGCACUCCAACUGAUUUGGAUUUUCAAUGAAUUAA